AUGGAUCCGAAGUUUCGUGGCACAUAUAUCGAAGUCUCUUUUAGCGUACCAGGUGCAUUGAUAACAAACCAGGCGACCAAUGACACGACGGUGGAGGAGUGGUUUGUCAAGUACGUCGUACCAUUCAUCGACGAGUUCACCAUCAACUACAUCGUUGUUGGUGACAAGGUCAUACCGGGACUGAACGACAACAUAUUGCCUGUCAUGAAAUCCCUUCAAAAUCUUCUCAAUAGUCGUUACCUCGGACAAGUGAAAAUCACCACGAUGGUUGGCUUAGCCGCUUUGGGGGUUCAAACCCCUCCAUCUAGUGGCGCUUUUGACCCAAACGUUCUCGAGAACAUGAAAGGAAUCCUUCAGUUCUUAUGGGGACAAGGCUCGCCUUUGAUGCUUAGCUUAUAUCCCCAUUAUGCAUAUGCUUACACGAGAUACACUAAUAAUAUAAAUGUUGGAGAUGUCGCCAUUGCAAUUGGGGAAACCGGAUGGCCGACCCAGGGGAAUUAUGGUGCAGGCCCAUCGCUUGCACUUACAUACAAUUUGAAUUUUAAUAAUCCUAUUACCUCUGGGAAGGGGACACCAAUGAAGCCAAAUGUUUAUAUUGAAGGAUUCAUCAGAAGUUUAUUCAACGAGAAUGAAAAGCCAGAAGGGGAGUCACAAUUUUAUGGCAUGUUCCAUGUUGAUUCCACACCUAUUUAUCCGUAUGUGUUUAAUUGA
Messenger RNA from Cucumis sativus (cucumber), 711 nucleotides. Its product is annotated as probable glucan endo-1,3-beta-glucosidase BG4. The record is from RefSeq and is a predicted model, not a curated record. Gene Ontology annotation, molecular function: hydrolase activity, hydrolyzing O-glycosyl compounds. Lineage: Eukaryota; Viridiplantae; Streptophyta; Magnoliopsida; Cucurbitales; Cucurbitaceae. The transcript has 3 exons. Gene Ontology annotation, cellular component: plasma membrane. Bases 1 to 711 code for a protein of 236 amino acids. Gene Ontology annotation, biological process: carbohydrate metabolic process.